GUGCGCGAUGUUUAGAGUUCUGAUGUCGUGGCGCUUUAGGGGAAAGUCUUGGUGUCUCGCCGGGACCGGCUGCUGAAGACGCUGUCCGGGUGGACGGCCUUCCCACCUACCCUCCGCCCGCCUUCCUCCUCCCUCUUCUGGCAGGAUGAGGCGCGCAGGCCUGGGUGAAGGUAUGCCUCCUGGCAACUAUGGAAACUAUGGCUAUGCCAAUAGUGGGUAUAGUGCCUGUGAAGAAGAAAAUGACAGACUCACUGAAAGUCUGAGAAACAAAGUCACUGCAAUAAAAUCCCUUUCCAUUGAAAUAGGCCAUGAAGUUAAAAGUCAAAAUAAAUUACUAGCUGAUAUGGAUUCACAAUUUGAUUCUACAACUGGAUUUCUAGGUAAAACUAUGGGAAAACUGAAAAUUUUAUCCAGAGGAAGUCAAACAAGACUGCUAUGCUAUAUGAUGCUGUUUUCAUUAUUUGUCUUUUUUGUCAUUUACUGGAUUAUUAAACUAAGGUGAUGCAAGUAAGUGCAAGUUUGGAAUUUGUUCCAUCUUAAAGGAUUUGAGUACCACUUUAGUUAUUAAAUAAAAAAGCAUUAAAACAUUCCUAAUUUUCAAAUACUCUGGCAUUUUUCCAUUGAAGAUUAUUGUAUUUUACUGUUUCAAUAGAUAAUAUUGCUCUUUCAAUACUAUACUCUUUCAAUACA
Messenger RNA from Sorex araneus (European shrew), 690 nucleotides. It is a transcript of the gene BET1, whose product is annotated as Bet1 golgi vesicular membrane trafficking protein. The transcript has 4 exons. The coding region runs from base 146 to 502 and encodes 118 amino acids. Gene Ontology annotation, cellular component: SNARE complex; Golgi trans cisterna. The record is from RefSeq and is a predicted model, not a curated record. Gene Ontology annotation, biological process: vesicle fusion with Golgi apparatus; endoplasmic reticulum to Golgi vesicle-mediated transport. Gene Ontology annotation, molecular function: SNAP receptor activity. NCBI's taxonomy places the organism in Eukaryota, Metazoa, Chordata, Mammalia, Eulipotyphla, Soricidae.